CAAACGUCAGGCUCAUUCCCCGCCCUCUUUCCGUAUCAACGCACAGCAGUUACACAGGGAGGGGACUAUGGGACUCUUUUUGCAAAUUGCUAGAGUUUGACACCCCAUUCGUCAAACGCUCACAGCUGACCCACUGGCAAAAGCACUGGAGGAGAAGUAACGUAGGACGGAGUAGUAGGAUGCUCUCACAAAAUUGGAGGACGGCUACAGGAGCUCAGAGAGACAUGGAGUUCAGGGAUCUAACGGCCAGGGCCGGACUCUGGUAUGAAAACUUCAUGAAGAAUGCAGACCCCAGGACAGAGGACUGGUUUCUCAUGUCAUCGCCGCUCCCCCAAACCAUAAUAAUCGUGGCGUACAUCUACUUUGUCACCCGGCUGGGGCCCAGACUCAUGGAGAACCGCAAGGCUUUCCAACUCAAAGAAAUUCUCAUUUUCUACAACUUCAGCGUGGUCGCCUUGUCCCUCUACAUGUGCUAUGAGUAUGUGAUGUCGGGCUGGGGGACGGGCUACACGUUCCACUGCGACCUAGUGGACUACUCGGACUCGCCGCAGGCAUUGAGGAUGGCUGGGACCUGUUGGCUCUACUACUUCUCAAAGUUCAUAGAGAUGUUGGACACAAUCUUCUUUGUUCUGAGGAAGAAGAACAGUCAGGUUACGUUCCUCCAUGUCUAUCAUCACUCUAUCAUGCCCUUUACCUGGUGGUUUGGGGUCCGGUUCGCUCCAGGUGGCCAGGGGACAUUCCAUGCCCUGUUGAACUGUGUGGUCCAUGUCAUCAUGUACUCCUACUACGGCCUGUCUGCCCUGGGCCCCGCCUACCAGAAGUACCUCUGGUGGAAGAAGUACCUCACCACCAUUCAGCUGAUCCAGUUUGUGAUCGUUACCACCCACAUCUGGCAGUACUUCUUCAUGAAGGACUGUCCCUACCAGUUCCCCAUCUUCAUCUACAUCAUUGGCCUCUAUGGCCUGGUCUUCCUCCUCCUCUUCCUCAACUUCUGGUACCACGCCUACACCAAGGGCAAGAGGCUUCCCAAGGUACUUCAGGCCAAAACCUGGGCCCACCCCUACAACAAAACCAACGGCGAAAUAACCAAUGGGAAUGGUUUCCACUGUGACAAGGAUAAGUGACAGGAGAUCAGUCAAUCAGGCUCAGGAUCAAGGGUCAAUCUCAUUUGAAUAUGAGCCUAUUCAUGAACUGAAAUUAGACAUGGAAUUUAGAAUUUAGAGUACUGGGGUGUAUUCACUAGGAACCAAACGGAUAGGUACCUACGUAAAUUUGUCUACUAGAAACGGUCUUUUUCCAUUUGGCGUAAACGGUUUCCAUUGCAACAUUUUUUGGACUAUUGAUUUCAUCCCAGGUUAGGUAUGCAGGAGUUUUGUUUUCCAGUAUAAAAGUCAGUGCACUAUUGAACUCAAAGAGAAUUGACCCCUCACCUUUGGACCUUCUGAUAUUUUAUUUUAUUUUCUCUCUGCUACAGCAAUCUCAGAGUUAUGAACCAAAGCUCUACUGGACUUUUUGUAUUAGAUAUUUUAAACUUUUAUACCUGUGCUUUUCUUUCCUGUUCAGGGUGAAAGCACAAGUUGAGUGUUUUCUUAUUAUUUUUUUAUAAACAGAUAGUUGAUGUUAGACAUGUGUUAGGUUAGUCAAUGUUGGGGCAGUUCAGUAGCUUUGUCCCACCAGCCCAAAUUACCUUUGCCGUUUAGAGUUGGUGCUGAACCUCUCUAGCUUAGGCUGUAGAAUUCAGCUUUAUAAUGUGACCUUGAUUUCAGCUGGUUUCUAUAUUUCAAUACCUGUACUUUAAAAAAUAAUGUUAAUACAUUUUCUAUGCAUUUAAUUGUAAACAAUUUGUAUAUUCUGCUACUGAAAGCAGGAUUUGAUCUGUCUUGAGUACGUGAGCCAUCCUCCAUAGUUGAGGCCUGAUGUAUUUCCUGGGUCUGGUCACAUGGCUGGGAAAAACUCUGGGCCCUACCCAUAGUAUACCUGUAAUGGUGGAAGGAUUCAGGAUAACAAUUUUGCCAGUAAGAACCGAUGUUUACAUGUAUACUGAGUGGAGUGUAUUGGUGUUGACCCCCCCCCCCCCCACACCUUUUCAUCAAUGCUGCACCCAUUUCUCUCUGGUUUGAGUCACAGCCUCUACUGGUGCUGAGAAACUUUGGAAGCCAACCUGCUCCUACUGUUAAGGAGCUGUAGGCCGACUUGAAUCUCAUUGAAAUCUGUCUGUAUUAUGUCCAACAGAAGUGACGGUGUGACAUUUGAAGCCAGAGAGAAAAGUGUAGCAACUGUUCUUGCAGGAACCGGAGCAGAGUGCACAUUUCACUUUAGCUCUGUCGCAAGCAAAGAACGACACAUUAAAAAAAAAAAAUGAUUAAAAAAAACUGUAGCCAUUGUUUACCACUGCAUGCAUAUUAGUUGUAUAUCCACUCUUCCAAAUUGAGUUCAGUGCUUAUGCCAUGCGUAUGACAGUUAGUAUGCUUUCUCACUGGGUGUGUUCACAUUUUGGUUUUCGCCUCCGAGCUCUGCUCAACUGGUGAUUGAGGACACAGCAUUAGCUAAGUGUAGGAUGGGCCUCCACAGGUGUAGUAAAACCCCAGUGCCUGGGGUGUAGGCUGAGUCCAAUAAGCAACAGCGAUCUAGCUGAUUUGAAAUGUAUUUGCUGAUGUUAGCUCUAGUGUGAGCGUGUUAUCCACCACGGGUUACUGUUCAGUGCCUUUGUCUAAGCCCCUCCGGCCGUGAUGCCACUAAUUCUGUAUAAAAACUCAUGUGUAAAGUCAUUAUUUUUGUAUUUAUAUAAAAAUAAAUGCUGUUUUAUACAUCA
Molecule: messenger RNA, 2812 nt
Organism: Oncorhynchus gorbuscha (pink salmon)
Lineage: Eukaryota; Metazoa; Chordata; Actinopteri; Salmoniformes; Salmonidae
Product: elongation of very long chain fatty acids protein 7-like
Exons: 8
Coding region: 180-1124 (314 amino acids)
Biological process (GO): sphingolipid biosynthetic process; fatty acid elongation, polyunsaturated fatty acid; very long-chain fatty acid biosynthetic process
Cellular component (GO): endoplasmic reticulum; endoplasmic reticulum membrane
Molecular function (GO): fatty acid elongase activity
Source: RefSeq, a predicted model, not a curated record